AUGGAUGCUCGGAUUUCACAGGCGGAGUUUGCACAUCCGGAUGAAUUGGAUGAGGAAUUCGACAGCUUCCCUACAAGCCGACCCUCUGACAUUGGGAGAAUGAGUGAUCUAGAGUUGAUAGAUCAUAGAGCCAAAAGGCUUAAGGCAGAGACUGAUGUUGAUGAAACCCCUCUGAGAUUUGGGUAUAUACCCAAGGGUUUAGUUGUUAGCAGUGAUGAGAUUGAUCGAAUACGCAAUCAAAACACCAAAAACUUACUCUUGAACCAUAAAAAACUUCACCUGGUGCUUGAUUUAGACCACACCCUGCUUAAUAGUACCUGUCUUGAUGAUUUGUCACCCGAUGAAGAGUAUUUGAAGACCCAAACCCAGGCUGAUCAUUCUCUGCAGUAUGUUAGCAUUGUCGAGACUCCUAGUAUGAGGUUGAUGACCAAGUUGAGGCCGUACAUUAGGACAUUCCUACACCAAGCCAGUCAAAUGUUUGAGUUGUCUGUUUACACGAUGGGUAGUCGGGAUUAUGCUUUGGAAAUGGUGAAGCUACUUGAUCCUGCAAACCUGAUCUUUGGUGGUAGGAUCAUAUCACGUAGCGAUAGCACAGUAAGAGAUAGGAAAAGUUUAGAUGUCUUGCUUGCGCGAGAAUCUAAUGUUGUGAUCAUUGAUGAUAAGAAAGAUGUAUGGGCAACUGACAAUCAGGAGAAUGUUAUUGUAAUGCCUAGGUACCAUUUUUUUAGGUCUAGUUGUCAAGAGUUUGGCCUAAGGAAUGUUAAGCCUUAUUCUGAGUUGAAGAGUGACGAAUGCGAUCGGUAUGGAGGAGCUUAUCUUGCAAGUGUGCUUCAGCUUCUUAGGCAUAUCCACAUUUUAUUCUUUAACGAAGUUGAGUCUCAAGAUCUUGUUGAUAGAGAUGUCAGACCAGUGUUACAAAUUCUGAAGAAGCAAGUUUUGAAUGGGUGUAAGAUCGUUUUCAGCCAUGUUUUCCCCUUGAGUGUCGAGGCAUCAACUCAUCCUUUGUGGAAGAUGGCUGGGCAAUUGGGUGCUACUUGUUCAACAGAGUUUGAUGCAGAUGUCACGCAUGUGGUUGCAGUAGACGCUCGAACCCAGAAGUCAAUUCGUGCAGUUAGAGAAGGAAAGUUUUUAGUAAAUCCGCAAUGGAUUCAUAUCACGAAUAUUAUGUGGCAAAGGCAACCUGAGGAUGAUUUCCCAUGUCAUUAG
Molecule: messenger RNA, 1206 nt
Organism: Fragaria vesca subsp. vesca
Lineage: Eukaryota; Viridiplantae; Streptophyta; Magnoliopsida; Rosales; Rosaceae
Product: RNA polymerase II C-terminal domain phosphatase-like 4-like
Exons: 2
Coding region: 1-1206 (401 amino acids)
Cellular component (GO): nucleus
Molecular function (GO): RNA polymerase II CTD heptapeptide repeat phosphatase activity
Source: RefSeq, a predicted model, not a curated record